AAAUGACGGUGGCAUGGACUCUUAAGACAGAUGAGAAUUUCACCUAACACAACCCAAAUGUGUACUACAACUUCAGUGCAUUACCCCACUACUUUCUUUCCUAACAUUUUUGAAUUUCAACACUUCAUCAUCUUCAUCUAUUAAUUUAAACCUUCUCUUGAGGUUUCUUUCAUAGUGCACCAACUUUUUUUUUUCUUGUGAAAUCCAUGGCCAAGACUAGGUGGUUGUGCCAUCUUCUGCUGAGGUUCUUGGCUUUUGCAGCAACACUUUCUGCAGUCAUUAUGAUGGCUACCAGCCAUGACAGAGCUACCAUCUUCACAGUGUCCUUUGAAGCUAAAUACACCAAUUCCCCUGCCUUCAAGUACUUUGUGAUUGCAUACUCUGUUAUCACUGUCUAUGGAUUUUUUGUCCUCUUUCUUCCUGCAAAAAGCUUGCUCUGGCAACUUGUGGUAGCCUUGGAUUUGGUGUUCACCAUGUUACUUGUCUCAAGCCUCUCUGCAGCUAUUGCUAUAGCUCAAGUGGGAAAGAAAGGAAACAGUUAUGCAGGUUGGCUACCAAUAUGUGAUUCGGUUCCGAAAUACUGUGAUGAAGCAACAAGAGCGUUAAUAGCUGGUUUCAUUGCAAUGAUUAUAUACAUAAUUCUUCUUUUGCAUUCCAUUCAUACCAUCAUAGACCCUCUCCUCUUGAGAAAAAGUUGAACACUUUUUCAGGGUUAGCAUGUUAGAGUAGAAUUUGUGGUCAUUUGUUGUUCAACCAACAUUUUGAUUCUGCUUCUCAUCACUUUCACUUUUUUUUUUUCUUUCCUUCCCUUCUUUCUUGUAAUAAUUCCUUUAGAUGAAAUCUGUUUUUCAAUUUUCAUUAGUGAGAUUUUGGUUGGGUUCUAA
Messenger RNA from Vigna unguiculata (cowpea), 884 nucleotides. Its product is annotated as CASP-like protein 1C1. The record is from RefSeq and is a predicted model, not a curated record. NCBI's taxonomy places the organism in Eukaryota, Viridiplantae, Streptophyta, Magnoliopsida, Fabales, Fabaceae.